Molecule: messenger RNA, 177 nt
Organism: Trypanosoma brucei brucei TREU927
Lineage: Eukaryota; Euglenozoa; Kinetoplastea; Trypanosomatida; Trypanosomatidae
Exons: 1
Coding region: 1-177 (58 amino acids)
Source: RefSeq, a predicted model, not a curated record
AUGCGACAACAAAAAGACAAAAAAACGGUCAGCGGCGCCUUAGUUUACCUCGGCACAAAACCAACGGCUGACAAUUGUGGCUCGGCAACCAACGAAGGGCGCGCUGACUUCAGAGAGCUGACGGAAAACAAGGCAGCAGCCGCUUUGAAAACAGAAAACUGGAUAGACAAACUUUGA